AUGGUCGGUAGUCCUAGUGGGAAUUUGUCAGGUAGUGGUACUCCCCCACCAUCACAACUACCUCCAAGGUUUGAAAGUGAAGUCGAAUUAAGUGAGGUGUCAAACUUAGAUGAUUUAGAACAAGAAUAUGAUCAAUACAAAGCUGCGGAAGAUAGAGAAAGAGUUGUAGGAAGAGGUGAUGAUGAAUAUGACGAUGAUCUACGCAAAGGGAAAGUUGAUUACAAAGAGACCGAACUAGAAUAUUGGAAUUCUACUAAUGGUACUACCAAUUUGCUUGCCCCAAAAGCAACUGUACCUUCAUAUGAAGAGGGUCAAGUAGGACCAUUCGAUAUCUUCUACCAUGAUUUGAAGGACAGAAUGACUUUGGGUGCUGUUAAACAUUAUUUUGAAUCUGCGUUCCCAAUUAUAAAAUGGUUACCAUUUUAUAACUGGAAAUGGGGUUAUGCGGAUCUGGUAGCUGGUAUUACUGUGGGAUGUGUCUUGGUUCCUCAAUCAAUGUCAUAUGCACAAAUCGCUACUUUGCCACCACAGUACGGUCUAUAUUCCUCCUUCGUUGGUGCAUUUAUUUAUUCUUUCUUCGCUACUUCAAAAGAUGUCUGUAUAGGGCCUGUCGCAGUUAUGUCUUUGGAAACCGCCAAAGUUAUUCAAGAGACUUUAGAGAAAUUUCCAAAAGAAGAUCAUGAAGUCACAGGACCGUUGAUUGCAACGGCGCUGGCGCUGUUAUGUGGUAUUGUGGCAAUGGGUGCUGGUGUUCUACGUCUUGGGUUUUUGGUGGAAUUAAUUUCACUCAAUGCAGUAGCAGGUUUUAUGACUGGUUCCUCAUUAAACAUUAUUUCAGGUCAGGUUCCUGCCUUGAUGGGCUUCAAAAAAUAUGUGCAUACCAGAGACUCGACUUAUAAGAUUAUCAUCAACUCGUUGAAAAAUCUAAAACACACACAAUUGGAUGCGGUGUUUGGUCUCAUUCCAUUGGUGCUGCUUUAUACUUGGAAAUGGUGGUGUUCAUCCUAUGGUCCCAAGCUGGCUGAUAGACAUUUCAAAAACAAUCCAAAGAAGAGAGAUAUUUUGAAAACUUUUUACUUUUACGCCCAGGCUAUGAGAUCUGCUGUUAUCAUCAUCGUGUUUACAGCGAUCUCCUACGGUAUCACUAAAGGCAGAAAAACCCCUAGAAUUUCAGUUUUAGGUAAGGUUCCUAAGGGUCUAAAGGAUGUUCACGUUAUGAGAAUUCCUGAGGGUCUUUUGUCAAAGAUGGGAUCGAGUAUUCCUUCUGCGAUUAUCAUUUUACUUUUGGAACAUAUUUCUAUUGCUAAGUCCUUUGGUAGGGUCAACAAUUACAAAGUGGUUCCUGAUCAAGAAUUAAUUGCCAUCGGUGCUACUAAUUUGAUUGGUACUUUUUUCAAUGCCUACCCUGCAACUGGUUCUUUCUCCAGAUCUGCAUUGAAGGCAAAAUGUAAUGUUCGUACCCCAUUGUCCGGUGUUUUCAGUGGUGCCUGUGUGCUUUUGGCAUUGUACUGUUUAACUCAGACCUUCUACUAUAUUCCAUCUGCUACGCUUUCUGCAGUUAUUAUCCACGCAGUUUCGGAUUUAUGUGCAUCUUACAAGACUAGUUGGAACUUCUACAAGAUGAACCCCGGUGAUUUCAUUGCAUUUAUUGUUACUGUUUUCAUUACUGUUUUCUCUUCCAUCGAUUAUGGUAUCUAUUUUGCCAUGUGUUGGUCUGCAGCUAUGUUUUUGUUGAAGAAUAUGUUUGCCCCAGGUAGAUUCCUUGGUCGUGUGGAAGUUGCCGAAGUGGUGAAUGCUCAAGUGGAUCCAAACGUUGAAAGUGUCAGUGAAAGUGCUGGUUCACAUCUGGACGGCUUUCAAGCACAAUCUUCUAUUGAAUCGUCUUCCAAAAAAUUGGAUCCAUUGGAUAAAUCUGCGGUACAUUCGAAUUAUUUGAAUGGCGGUGAUGAUGGCAGCGACAAUAACAUCAACAAUCAGAUAGGACAAAAAUUGGUUUACCAUACUAAAUGGAUCUCUUAUGAUCGCUCUUACUCUAGAGAAUUUAAUCCUGAAGUACCGAUCCAACCUCCACCUCCAGGUGUCAUCGUAUACCGUUUUGGUGAUAGUUAUACCUAUCUGAACUGCAGUAGGCACUACGAUAUCAUCUAUGAUGAAGUAAGGAGAACAACAAGAAGGGGACAAAUGAUAAGUGCAGUAAAGAAGGUCGAUAGACCUUGGAACGAUCCAGGUGAAUGGGAAGCACCACGCUGGUUCAAGAAGUUAACAAGCAAGAAGAAAACCGCAGAAGAAUGGGCAGAAACCGAAGCUCAAGAAUCUAAGGCGGCUGAACAAAAAUUGCAAGAUAAUAGACCUCUAUUGAAGAUCAUCUGUUUGGACUUUUCACAAUGUUCACAAACAGAUGCUACGGCCAUUCAAAAUUUAACUGAUUUGCGUAAGCAGGUUAACCGUUACGCUGAUAGACAAGUUGAAUUCCAUAUUUGUGGUCUCUAUGCACCAUGGGUCAAACGUGCUUUAGUGAAUUUUGGAUUCGGUACCGUUAAUGAAGAGUAUAGCGACGAAUCUUUGUUAGCAGGUCACAGAUCUUAUCAUGUGGCUCGUGCACCCACCUCAUUGGAAGAUGGUUUGGGAUCACCAGCUCAGUAUAGUGUGUACCCAGCUUCUGGUACCAACUUACCAUUUUUCCAUGUGGAAAUACCCGAUUUCAGCAAGUGGGACCUAUAG
Molecule: messenger RNA, 2721 nt
Organism: Zygosaccharomyces rouxii
Lineage: Eukaryota; Fungi; Ascomycota; Saccharomycetes; Saccharomycetales; Saccharomycetaceae
Gene: SUL2
Product: sulfate permease
Exons: 1
Coding region: 1-2721 (906 amino acids)
Biological process (GO): transmembrane transport
Cellular component (GO): membrane
Molecular function (GO): secondary active sulfate transmembrane transporter activity
Source: RefSeq, a predicted model, not a curated record